ACAUACCAUACCCGGGGUUGGACCGGGUCGAGAAGAUUCGAGAGCACGAGAACCAGCCAGGAAGACAGAUACCCGGAACAAAGAACAAUUCCGCGCCAAGGAAGAAUAAAAAUCAGAGAAAAUUACCCAAAUCAGAAACUGAACCCUAAAAUCAAUGGCUGAAAAAUUGGCCCCUGAGAAACGUCACAGCUUCGUCCAUAAUGGCCAGAAGGUGUUCGAAUGGGACCAAACGCUUGAAGAAUUGAACAUUUACAUAACUCUUCCAGAAAAUGUUCCUAAGAAGCUUUUUUAUUGCAAGAUUGAGUCUAAGCGUUUGGAAGUUGGGAUCAAAGGCAACCCACCUUACCUUAAUCAUGAUCUUAUGAACCCAGUGAAGACCGAUUGUUCCUUCUGGACUCUAGAGGAUGAUAUACUUCAUGUAACCUUACAGAAGAGGGAUAAAGGUCAGACAUGGUCUUCUCCUAUAUUGGGCCAAGGGCAGUUGGAUCCAUAUGCCAGUGAUCUUGAACAGAAAAGGCUCAUGCUUCAAAGGUUCCAAGAAGAGAAUCCUGGUUUUGAUUUCUCACAGGCACAAUUCUCCGGGAAUUGUCCUGAUCCAAAGACCUUCAUGGGGGGGAUUGGUUCAACUUGAUAUUGUUCUAUUAUCUUGAAAGUUCCAUUGUAACUAUGGACCUAACUAGAUAUGCAUUGUUAUGAUGAGAUGAUAAACUCUCCACUGGAAUUCCUAAAUGUAUUAUGAAAUAUUAAUUCUUGGUAACCAUCUUGUUUACUGGUAAGGUUUAUUAAUCACUUUGUUGUUGAUUAAA
Molecule: messenger RNA, 806 nt
Organism: Solanum tuberosum (potato)
Lineage: Eukaryota; Viridiplantae; Streptophyta; Magnoliopsida; Solanales; Solanaceae
Product: nudC domain-containing protein 2
Exons: 5
Coding region: 155-631 (158 amino acids)
Biological process (GO): protein folding
Cellular component (GO): cytoplasm
Source: RefSeq, a predicted model, not a curated record